Molecule: messenger RNA, 2530 nt
Organism: Cyprinodon tularosa
Lineage: Eukaryota; Metazoa; Chordata; Actinopteri; Cyprinodontiformes; Cyprinodontidae
Gene: rpa1
Product: replication protein A1
Exons: 17
Coding region: 133-1953 (606 amino acids)
Biological process (GO): DNA recombination; DNA replication; DNA repair
Cellular component (GO): nucleus
Molecular function (GO): DNA binding
Source: RefSeq, a predicted model, not a curated record
GCGCGCGCGCCUCGUCAAAGCAUUCGCGCCAGUCACAACUAAAGCAGUUUCCAGAGUGAGGUUCUUCUACCUGGUUGACCUGUUGAAACUACUUUAAAUCUUAUUUUCUAGCUAAACCACCUUCAUAGAGCCAUGGCAAACCUUUCAGCGGGGGCGAUAGAGGCUUUAGCAAAUGGUAGCGGUUGGAACGAGGCAGUGCUUCAGUUGGUGAAUAUACGCAGACUUGAUGGUGGAAAUGGGCCCGCUCGCUUUAGGGUGAUGAUGAGCGAUGGACGACACACACUUUCAUCCUUUAUGCUCUCAACUCAGCUAAACUACAUGGCUGAGGAAAACAUUCUGGUUCCAAACUGUGUGUGCCUCCUGAAGAGGCAGGUGACAAAUAUGCUCAAAGAUGGACGACGAGUGGUCAUCAUUUUAGAAAUUCAGGUCCUGAAGCCUGCUGAAGAGGUUGGUGGUAAAAUCGGAGACCCUACACCUUACUCUGAUGGUCAGAGUAAAGGGCAGCAGCCAGCUCCAGCCCCAGCUCCAGCUCCGGUGCCUGAAACCAGACAGCCACUGCAGCAGCAAAAUAGAAAUGAAGUGAACAGGAAUUUAAAUCGAGACUUCAUGAAGAAGGUUCCCUCUGCUUUGCCUGAUACUCCAGGGGGUGGCUCCAAAGUUGUCCCCAUCGCUAGUCUCAACCCUUACCAGUCCAAGUGGACAAUCCGUGCUCGUGUAACCAACAAGAGCUCCAUUCGUACGUGGAGCAACGCUCGCGGCGAAGGAAAGCUCUUCUCGAUGGAGAUGGUAGAUGAGAGCGGAGAAAUCCGUGUGACUGGUUUUAACCAAGAAGUUGACAAGUUUUUCUCUCUGAUCGAGGUUGGCAAGGUCUACUAUGUCUCCAGGGGCUCCCUAAAGAUCGCAAACAAGCAGUACACAUCAGUGAAGAACGACUAUGAAAUGACUCUCAAUGGAGAGUCUACCGUCAUUCCCUGUGAGGACAGCUGCGAUGUUCCCAUGGUGCAGUGUGACUUUGUCUCCAUUGGGGACUUGGAAAACAGAGAAAAGGAUGCCAUUGUUGAUGUGAUUGGAGUAUGUAGAAGUGUGGACGAGGUGACCAAACUCACAACCAAGUCCAACCGGGAAGUAUCUAAGAGAACAUUGAGUCUGAUGGACAUGUCUGGGAAGCUGGUGAACGUCACACUGUGGGGAGAGGAAGCAGAAAAGUUUGACGGCUCUGGACAGCCGAUUGUAGCCAUAAAAGGGGCAAAGCUUUCGGACUAUGGAGGCCGCUCACUUUCUGCAUCCUUCAGCAGCACCAUGAUGAUAAACCCAGAUAUCCCAGAGGCAUACAAGCUCAGAGGCUGGUUCGACAAAGAAGGCCAUGCCAUGGAGGGGCAGUCGCUGACGGAGGUGAGAGGCGGCAGUGGAAAUUACAUGGAAAACUGGAAGACACUGGCUGAUGUUAAGUCGGAGCAUCUUGGACACGGCGACAAGGCUGACUACUAUUCCUGCAUAGCCACCAUAGUUUUUCUGCGCAAGGAGAACUGCCUUUAUCAGGCCUGCCCAAGCCAGGACUGCAACAAAAAAGUGAUUGACCAACAGAAUGGCAUGUUCCGCUGUGAGAAGUGUGAUAAAGAGUUUCCCAACUUCAAGUACCGCCUCAUUCUAUCUGCCAACAUUGCGGAUUAUGGCGACAACCAGUGGGUAACUUGCUUCCAGGAGAGUGCAGAGGCCAUUCUGGGCCAGAAUGCAGCUUACUUGGGCCAGCUCAAGGACUCUAAUGAAUCAGCAUUUGAUGAGAUCUUUCAGCAUGCAAAUUUCAACACGUUCGUCUUCCGCAACAGAGUGAAGCUGGAAACGUAUAAUGACGAAUCCAGGAUCAAAGCCACAGUGAUGGACGUGAAGCCUGUUGACCACAGAGAGUACAGCAAGAGGCUGAUCAUGAACAUACGGAAACUUGGCGCCAAGUAGAAACUUGAUGGGUGCAGAUAUUUUAUUCUGCACCACCUGUACAGACAACCAGCUCUAUGUGUUUUUCUAUCUAUACUGUUAUAAAACAGUUGAUUUUGUUUCAUUUCUUCAGCUAAAGUAACUUAACUGUCUUCAAAAUAGUCCUUGGUUUGAUUGACUGUUUUCCUUCUGUAAAAACAAAAUCACUUUUGCCUCUUUUUGUCAUUUAAUAUAAAGUGGGAGCACAUAGAGUAGGUCAGUAAGCCAUGAGCAGGAGUGUUUUAAGUCAUCAACUCUUUGUGUGUAUAUUGUGGGGACGGUGGGUGGCUGUCUUUAAGCAUAGACCAGCACAGUUGCUAGUACUUUUUCACCCUCUGAUGCACUUACAUAUGCCUUGGCUGGAGCUGCAAGCUCCUGAUAAGAACAUUUAUUCUCCCCGUCUUCUUUUUCUUCUUUUUUUUUGUGUACAAUUUCUCACUAGCACAUGGGUAAUGCAGACCUUAUGGAGAAUGUGCUUUAUUUUUAGUUAAUAAAAUGUAUGUUGUCUUGUGGUUCUUUUUGUGAAAACUAAGUGCAAAAAUAAAAAGUUUGGAAUCAA